AUGCUUGAGCCAAGGGAAACUGAUAUACCAGCUUUGUUUCUGGUCUUUGUUGUGCUUCCCCUGGUUACAUAUAUCUUGCUAGGAAAAUGGAGCAAGUCAACGAAAAAAAAGAGGGUUAGCUUGCUUACUCAACAGGCAGCUGAAGAAUCUCUUGGAGUUGAAGCAAUGACUGCUACUACUGUUGUCCCUGUGUUAUGCUUGCCAAACAAUUCAGAAAGUUUCUCUGUGCAGGAUGCUUUGGUCAAAGUACAACUCGUUGUAAACGGUGCAAGUCUGUUUGGUACUGAAAUUAAUCGAACAAAGGAUGCUGGCCCUUCACAAGGAAGUAAUGGGGUUACUGGCAUGGGAAUUAUGAAGAUGAUUGGCUUCAUGAAGCCUUCAAAACUUGAGAGACUAGAGACUUCAGAAGUAAAUUCUGACCAGCAUAAGAAAGUUAAGAUGCUAUUUCCGUAUGAAGAUUUUGUGAAGUUCUUUCAGUAUGAAGUUUUCAACAUGUCUCCAAGAGGUCUUAUAAAUUGUGGAAACAGUUGUUAUGCCAAUGCUGUAUUGCAGUGUCUGACCAGCACAAAGCCUCUCCUUGUGUUUCUGCUUCAAAGAUUGCAUUCUAGAGCUUGUUACGAUUGGUUUGAUUUACAAUGUCUUGCUUUUGCAUUCUAG
This is a messenger RNA of Coffea eugenioides, 657 nucleotides long. RefSeq names its product ubiquitin carboxyl-terminal hydrolase 15-like. NCBI's taxonomy places the organism in Eukaryota, Viridiplantae, Streptophyta, Magnoliopsida, Gentianales, Rubiaceae. Gene Ontology annotation, molecular function: cysteine-type deubiquitinase activity. The record is from RefSeq and is a predicted model, not a curated record. The transcript is spliced from 4 exons. Bases 1 to 657 code for a protein of 218 amino acids. Gene Ontology annotation, biological process: protein deubiquitination.